Messenger RNA from Symbiodinium natans, 813 nucleotides. The record is from the annotation of a GenBank genome assembly. Lineage: Eukaryota; Dinophyceae; Suessiales; Symbiodiniaceae.
AUGCAGCGGCUGCCCAUGAAUUUCUACAUCCGCCAGUGGUACGAGCCCAUGGAGGACCUGGCCUGGCGCGCCAUGCGCUGCGCGCCAGGCCCGGGGACCCGUAGGGCGCUGGAGGUCCUGGAGGCGCUCGAUCGAGCGCUCUGCUUCGCGAAGAUGGAGCCCUGCUUCGAGGACGGCGCGCGCCGCUUGCGCGCUGCAGAGCACGUCUGCGCGAAGAUGGACGCAACGGGCGUGCUGGCUUGCGACAGCAUGCAGGACUUAAAACGAGUCCCGCGUGAUGUCUUUGCCGAGUUGGAACGUUCCAUCGCUGGCUGUGCAGAGAAGGACCAACCACUUUGGACGCUCCUGCGGCAGAAGCGAGGCGUCCUCUGGAGCCUGGGAGCGGCGCUGAACCAAAAGCCUUGUGACGAGGAAGGGGGAGAUCAGGAUCUCGCGACCCACCUCCUCUGCCUUGGCUUCGCCGGCAUCCUUUUGGAAGGGCAUCCGGAGCGGCUGGCUCGGCUGAAGGACUUCUUCGGCCAUCGCGAAGACCUGGUGCUCCUGUCCCAGCCGGCGGAGCCCCGCUUUGUGGGCGCGAUGCUCGAGGAUGCCACCUGGAACAACCGGGUGCUCCGGGACAAGGAGGUCGACCUGCUGCAGAUCACGCUGGGCGUCAGCGACUGCAGCUUUCUCAGCGCUCUUCUGGAAGGUGGAGUCCGGCCGCGGUUCCUCCGAAUCAUCUACUGGCACGUGAUCCCUCCUCCUCUUCUUUACCAGCCGGGCUCUUAUCGCCCGCUCGGCGACUGGUACGAGGACGGUGCCCUUGAUACCUAA